This is a messenger RNA of Entrophospora sp. SA101, 348 nucleotides long. The record is from the annotation of a GenBank genome assembly. NCBI's taxonomy places the organism in Eukaryota, Fungi, Glomeromycota, Glomeromycetes, Entrophosporales, Entrophosporaceae.
AUGGUGAUUGAUGGGAAGACUAUUUAUGUCUUUAAAUAUUCAUUUAAGAUAAGCAAAAUAUACAGUGACUUCAGUAAUAUAGAUGAUAUUGUGGACUAUGAAGGCAAUUCUCACAUAGAAAUAGAUGUCAUUAUAAAAGCUUGUUGGUAUAUCCACAUUGAAACAUUAAUAACAUGCACCGGAAUAGACCUCUCUGAAUGGGAAUUUGCUGCCUAUUCCAAACCUGCAAAGACCAGUGGUGAAGUAAUGCUUGAAGACCUGGUUGAAGGCUUUUAUAUGGUAUUUCCAGGAUAUAGAUUUGACAUUCUACGAAAAUUAAUCAAAUCAGAAACCUUAAAGGCUCAAUAA